CAAUCACAUGUCUCACUGUAGUGUAGAAAGUUUGACAAGUUGGUCGACACAAGUGCUGUUCUCCCGAUAUCGAAAACCUUGUGUCUUCUUCUUCUUCUUCUGUUAAUAACGAACUCUUUAUCAGCGUCUUUUCUAUCAGCGUCAGUAUAAAAACACGCCCAAAACAUGGAAAUCGUGCAGAAAAUUAUGUCGGGGUUUAGUCUGGAUUUGGGACCGGUGAAAGAGCCACUGGGAUUUAUCCGAGUCCUGGAGUGGAUCUUCACCAUUUGUGCCUUUGCCACCACUGGUGGUUAUGUUGGAUCCACUCAGUUCACUGUUGAAUGUGGAAGUAAAAAAGAUGACGUUACUGCUCAUUUUGCAUAUCCUUUUAGGCUUCCGAGUCAGCCGUAUGAGAUUCCUCACUGCAAUAACAGCAAGAACAUGACUUACCUGCAGGGAGAUUUCUCCUCCUCGGCUGAGUUCUUCGUCUGGGUGGGCGUCUUGGGCUUUCUGUACUGUACUUUCACCAUCAUCCUGUACUUGGGCUACCACCAGGUCUACAGGGAGUCUAACCGUGGCCCCACAAUUGAUCUGAUUGUUACUGGGAUCUUUGCCUUCUUGUGGCUGGUUUGCUCCUCAGCCUGGGGAAAGGGUUUAACAGACGUCAAAUAUGCUACGAAUCCUGACAGGUUAAUAACGGCAUGUCUGCCUGAAGAUCACUGUGUGGUGAAGACCUACCCUUCAAUGGGUCGUCUCAACAUCUCUGUGCUCUUGGGAUUCCUAAACCUGAUAUUGUGGGCAGGAAACUGCUGGUUCAUCUACAAGGAGACUCCAUUUCAUAAACCGGCCAAUCCCCCGCCCAACGCAGAGGGGGGAGUUUCCACCGCCUAAUUAGACAAGACGGGCUCCUUCCUCUCCUCUCCAUUUGUUCAUAAAGCAGAGGACAUCACCGUUUGUUCAUGCCGACACAUGUUGAAAAGAAACUACACUUUGAUAUGCAAAGGCUUCAUUUCUAGCAUCAUGCAUUGUUGCAGUCCACUACAUUAUAAAUGCUCUAAGCUGAAUUCUGUAUGGAUGUCCUUUUUUUAUUUUUAUUUUAGUGUCUGUUUAAUAGCACUUUCAGAAGCUCAUUUUGUCAAGCAGGUAAAAAAAAGAAACCAAAUUUUAUUAGAGCACUUAAAACACUAGCACACUAAUAUCUAGCUCUAGACAUUUAAAUCUUGUUGUUCCUUGUGGUUUUUAAUAACUAUUUAUUGGUUUAAGUGCCUUGUUCUUGAUAGGACAACACCUUACAUUUGUCAGGGAAGGACAAACUGAAAAAUUUGUCUUCGUUUCAUCCAUAAAGCCUCUGAUAUUUCGUCUGUAACCUUUAUUUUAAAUGUUUGUGUUGACUCUUCUUGAAGUGGUAUUUGGUAAUACAUGACUAUGCCAAAGACCAUAUUUCAUUUGCUAUCAGGAAAAAUGUUAACUAUUCAACACUAGACAUUGUUUAACAAAAGGAAACUUGUUUAGUUGUUUUUCUACUGUUUGGAGUAAGUAAUGUUUUCAUUGUUUGUAUUUGGCUGUUAUUUGACUUGACACUGUAAAUGAAGCGUCUGUAUCACAUGGGUUGAUGUUUAUAUUUACAGAAGGAACAUUUCAUUUUGUGCAUCUGUGGCAUGUUUUACCAUCUUAUUUUUACAGAAAGAAAUGUUUGAGGGGGGUUGCAUUUUGUUAAAACUUAAAAAAUAGAAUGAUUGUUCAGUAACAGUGCAGUUUAUGUUCUGGUAAAAACUGUUUGUUUCGAUUUCUAAAUUGUCUUUAUCAUUAUUAUUAUUAUUAUUAUUAUUAUAUCCUCAGUAGCUGUUCUAAUCCUAAAAUGAAACUAUUCAGUGCCACAUCUAAACUUUUUAAUCAACAUAACUAGACUUCAUUAAUAUAAAUGAUUGUAGUAAAAUAAGUUUGUGUACAAUUGUGAUUAAAGAGGAACAAAAGUGCCUCGGGUCACAUAAUGAUUAAUUUUUUGUCCUGGAGCGAUCCUCAAAUUUGGUUGUGACUUUUGGAAAAUAUAAGGGCACAUUUUUGUUUUUGUGUUUUAUAUCUCUAUCCUAAGCUCAGAAGGAAAAUCUCCACAAGGCUGUUUGCAGUUCUGGUAUGUACAUUAUUAAUAGAGGAGAGCUGUAUAUAUUGGUUCGUGUUUUAUUUCCUAAAGGCUGUUGUUUACUACAUAACCACUAGAUGGUAGUGUUGUAAACAUAAUAAAUCCAACAACUAAAUUA
Cyprinus carpio (common carp) is the source of this 2237-nucleotide messenger RNA. RefSeq names its product synaptophysin-like 2a (gene sypl2a). The record is from RefSeq and is a predicted model, not a curated record. Lineage: Eukaryota; Metazoa; Chordata; Actinopteri; Cypriniformes; Cyprinidae. Gene Ontology annotation, cellular component: synaptic vesicle; synaptic vesicle membrane.